This is a messenger RNA of Etheostoma spectabile (orangethroat darter), 5177 nucleotides long. RefSeq names its product fibroblast growth factor 14 (gene fgf14). The transcript is spliced from 6 exons. NCBI's taxonomy places the organism in Eukaryota, Metazoa, Chordata, Actinopteri, Perciformes, Percidae. The record is from RefSeq and is a predicted model, not a curated record. Gene Ontology annotation, molecular function: growth factor activity. Bases 1178 to 1975 code for a protein of 265 amino acids.
UAGGACUUGUUGAUGGGAAAGAUUUGUUCAUCUGGGGUAUAUAGACUGAAUCUAGGGACCAUGGCUUCCUAUCGUUUUUUUUCUUUGAGCGUGUGGAAAGAAUUUGUGCUGUAUGUCAGUGGCGUUACUUUCCUUUUCCCCUUUACGCACUGAUCGUCGUACAUCCAUCUCCCGCGCCUUGGGCUUUAUGGGAACAUCCACUGGGUCGAACUGUCAGCUGAUCGCCGGGGGAUAUAAGUUUAUAUAUUUGUAUGCAGCUUGUCACACAAUGCAGACGUCAUCUCCACCGGAUUUCGAUCAGCUUUGGUGAUCUUUUUUUUUUUUUUUUUUUCCUCUGGCUCCGAUUUCGCGCCCUGUUGGAAGCGUGGAAUGCAGUGAAGAAAAUAUGUUGGGAGAACGUUAUCCGGCAGAUCGGCAGGUAGUUGGUCUAAGUUUGCAGUAAUUUAGCCUACUGCAUCAAUGUAUAACUCUACCACGGGUGCUGAUCAGUCACCGCAGGGUCGCUGUCGCGGAUUGCUUCUUGCAAACUUGAGUUCGUUUUGCCCGGUGCUGCUGUGCCUUCCCUCGAGUGGGGAUCUUCGUAGGAGGCUCCUGUAUUUGCUUGAUUGCUGGCGGCGCACAUGCACUGGCGUCCCCACAGCCUCCCAACACAACGACUUCUGAUAGAGCAACCUCGUCUGGAAGGAAAAAGAGAAAAAACAGGGCGAAAGGAGGAAAGAGUGGGUGAAUGUGCUGUGAGAACGCUGCAGCCGGUACUGGACAUUUUAAGGAGGCGAUGCUACUGAACAUGUCUCAGACAAUGAACAAACACAUCAAUUUGCAGGUAUGAAUGAUCCUCUGAGAUCUCGGUCCGCGUGAGUUUGGCAUAGCUGUUCAUCAAGACUAUAUGAUGCAUGUAUGGAAUUACGCAUAAACUGAUCUAAUUUUUUCCAUCAUGUCCUAUCAUUUUUCGAGUGAUGAUAACAUCUGUUUUAAUAUCGCACUUAGCAUGUAGUAUUUGGACAAAAAAGAAAACCAGUCCCCCCAAAAAAUAUAUUUGACAUUUCACAUCACGGAACGGACCACUUAACCGCCACUAUGGGACUGUGACCCGGGCUGCGAGCUCUGAGAGGCGGCUGUUUGUGUAGUCUGUGCUCCGUGUGCAGACUGGACCUGAGCAGUUGUGACAUUUUGAGCCAUGGCUGCUGCUAUUGCAAGUGGGCUGAUCAGACAGAAGAGACAGGCACGGGAGCAGCAUUUAGAUCGGCCCUCGACCAACCGACGGAGGAAGAGCCCCAACAAGAACAAGGGGCUCUGCAAUGGGAACCUGGUCGACAUCUUCUCUAAAGUGCGCAUCUUCGGCCUCAGGAAGCGGAGACUACGGAGACAAGAUCCCCAGCUUAAGGGUAUAGUAACCAGGUUAUAUUGCAGGCAGGGAUACUACUUGCAAAUGAACCCAGAUGGCUCUCUUGAUGGGACCAAGGAUGACAGCAGUAAUUCCUCUUUGUUCAACCUUAUUCCUGUGGGCCUCAGAGUUGUCGCCAUUCAGUCCGUGAAGACCGGGUUAUACAUCGCCAUGAACGGGGAGGGCCAUCUGUACACAUCAGAACUCUUCACAGCGGAGUGCAAGUUCAAAGAGUCGGUAUUUGAGAACUACUAUGUGAUCUACUCGUCCAUGUUGUACAGACAACAGGAGUCGGGGAGAGCUUGGUUCCUAGGGCUAAAUAAAGACGGUCAAGCCAUGAAGGGGAACCGAGUGAAAAAAACAAAACCAGCUGCUCACUUCCUGCCCAAGCCAUUAGAAGUUGCCAUGUACAGAGAGCCAUCGUUGCAUGAUGUUGGAGAGACAGUGCCCAAGGCAGCAGUACCUCCUAGUAAAAGCACAAGUGAGCCAGCAGUGAUGAACGGAGAUCCAGGCGAACCUCCCUUCCUCUCUUCUCUUGCUCCUUUCUUUUUCUCCGCCUCACCCUCCCCUUCUCCAGCUGUCUCAACAUGAGCGCAUGGAUUCUGAGGCGGCUGAGAAUUUCCAGCACAGGAGGGAAGGGGACCUCUGAUCAUGGAAUGCCUUUAGAUUCCUCUGAAACUGUGAGAAUUCAUGUGAAUAACACGUUUUACAACCACACUCGUGGUACUUUGCUUGCUGACAGUUAUUUCCAGAAACUCUCCCUCUCUUUAAUGCCCUGUUACAGCAGAGUCUAUGUACCUUCAGAUCUAUUUUCUAUACCACAGUUCACCAGCUAUGUUCUGGGAUAGAGACUGUAUAGAUAGAUUAAAUAUUUGGACUGUUGUCCUCUAUUUUUUAAGAGUAUGUUCCCCUCUCCCUCUCUUUCUAUCUCCACUCACACACUUUUCUCUUUGUCAAGUAACCUAGAAAAGAUAAAAACAUUUUUCAAGGGAGUUGUGUGAUUUUCUUAGAAAUACAUUCACACAGAUGUGGCAUAAAAACAUUUAUGAAACAACUUAUUUAAAUUUCCAUCUCACUUACAACAUGCACACACACUUACAAGACACAUACAGUUUGCGGGGAAAAAGCAGAGAUGUUGCUUCUUACAGCUGAUAAAAACACACUGGAGGCUGACCGAUACAGUAGCUCAUGCAGUCAUAGUUGAUUAAGUGCUAAUUACCUCCACUGCAAUCAAUGCGAAGAGCUCCCUACACACAUACACACAUACACACACACACACACACACACACAUUUAUAAACAGAUGUGUGUGUGGGUGGGAGAGCGCUGUAAGGAAUGGUGUAUACAUAUCACUAUCUAUGUCCCACCAGCGGUUCAGUCCGCCUUCUCUGGUAAAAGAAAUCCUGAAUUCUAUUUUUCUUUAAUCUUAUUUCAGAGCGUGGGCUCUAGGAAUAUCUCUAGGCCUUGUAGGCCUCUGUCCCUUACUCACCGACUUCUUUGGACUAUGAGGCUAGGCUUGUGGCUUUGACCCAGAUGGUCUAUUACUGCAGCACUGGCAGCCAUCUUAUGGCAGCGUCUUCUUAAAGCCAGAAAACAACAUGGCUGAAAACCAGUAGGUGAAAUUUAUACUGGCUGCAUCCCUAUUUGGUUCAGCAAACUAGAGCAUGGGCAAGAUUAAUAUUGUGUUCUCUCUUCUUGCAGCAGUUGUACAAGAGAUGGCUUGUAUUGUAACAUUUUCACUGUAUAAAACUUAGGGAAAAUGACUAUUCUAAAUCAUAACUUUUUAAAUGACUAGAUAUUGUUAUUAUGAUUAUUAUUAUGAGAGGAUUUGUCCCCUAGCUCAGCAUGCAGAGUCCAGUACUGAUCAUCUUGGCCUAUCACGUGGCUGUUUGGACCUUGAUUCCCGGCAUGCAAAAAAAGGUUCCCAGUCUCCACUGGGCCAAAGGUGCCUCACCCACCCAAUACAUCCAUGUAUAGGACACGUAGCAUUAUCCAUGGAAAAACCACACUAAGAUGGAUUCAUUCUGAAAUGACCAAAGUCUUUUUUCUUUUCAUCCCAAGACGAACUGAUUCCUUACAAAAGAAAACAAAUCUGAUUCAAUUUCUUGAAAGCUUUCACUGUGAUAGCAUUUUGCUCUGUCCGAAAGAAUCAACUGCGCCCAGACCCCCAAUGGUCUUUGACUGAUGUCAUUUUGGAGAAGUAUGAAUACCUUGAAUUAAUCACAUGCAUGUAUUUUCUAUAGUGAACAAGGUAUAUGGUUAACGUUCUUCACCCACAGCUAAGCUGAAGGUAACCCAUUGCAUUUUCUGUUUUUGCAUUGUCAUCAUGACGUUAGCAGUUUAUUAAAGCUCUGUUGGAUCAAUCAAUGUAUUUAUUUAUCUUGCUUUAUUGAUUUUUUUCAAAUAGUUUUUUUUGAUAAGGUUUAGAAUAUCAAGUAGAUUGUUACUGCUGUGUGCUGCUAAAACUGCAAUUACAUCAAGAAAUAGAUUUGGUAAAUAUAAUUUUCUGAGUUUAUUGGGAUUACAUAUGGUCAUUUGUUGUUAUAGCACAUCAAAGCACAUUAGUUAGAAUUCAAGUUCUGUCUGUACAAAGCUGUUAAUAACAAAAAUGUUGUACUGUACACACAAAGGAGCUAGAAACCACUGUAGUUGUAUUUGGGGCUGAUGUUCUGUCCUCAUUACAGCCUAUCAUCUCUUCACUCGUACAAACUCUACAUGCUGGGCUGGCUGCUGCUCCAGCCCUGCAGUCCAGAUAACUGGCUCCUCUGAGGCUAACUUUAUUUUUGUAAAUGAACGGUGUGCAAAUGUAUAUCUCUGUUUGGAUCUUUUUUGGUUCGUCCUUAUUUUCUCUUGUAUACGGGUCGUGCGUGAUGUCGUCUGCUGUUACCAAUCAUGUUUGCUUUGUUCUGCCUAUCUUCAGAUAUGUUUCAAGAAUGUUCUAGCAAACUUACUUUCUUUGUUGCUUCUGUUCUCAACCUCUUUUUUUUGUACAUUGUCCCAUCUGUUGCAUGGGGAGAGGAUGGCAUUGAUGAACUGCAUGUAGUAGGCUAUGUCUGUUAAGAACUGUUGGUAUGUACCGCUAAUUUUACAUACAUAUAUGCAACCAGUUUGUCUACACUAUACAGUUUGUUUGUUGUAUACACACAUACAACAUAUUGAAUACAAUAUUUAUAUAAAAGGUGUACUGUAAUGUCAGUAACAUACUUAAUGCAAUAUAGUGUGCAGUAUAUUAUUGCACCUGUCAUUUCUUGAUGGGACAAAGAAAACAGAGGGAUUGGCUAGUUUAAGCAUGAAAAAGGCCAAAGUAGAAUUUACAUUAAAUUUUCUUUGUGACUUCUUAUCGGUCCUCUUUUCAAGUGGUGACUGAGCUCUUGUGUCAAUGCAGCUCUCAUCCCCUGAUGCCACCUUUUGAAGUGACAUGGACAUCCAGCAUGCCACAACUGAACUAUGUAUGCCCUCUCUCUGUUUCCUCCACUUACAAUUUUUCCUUGUCACUAGUAUAUGUUGAGUGAGAAAUGUCCAUCAUGUACCUUCAGUACAGUGCGGCUUUCAUGUCUGAUUGUUGGAUUUCCCGGGGGAGAAGAUUAGGCACUAUUAUGAUUUUUCACCCAAAAAAAAAAAAAAUACAUAUAUAUAAUAUAUACCUUAGCAAGUAUGCCCAUUGGAGUUAUGUCAUGUUAUAACAAAUUUGUAACCAUGUAUGAUUAAGGUCUUCGCAUUGUUUUCCAUGCAAAAUGUUGUGUCAUGCUGCACAUUAAAUGUUUUAUUAUUAAAAAGAAAUAAAAACCUCAAACA